Molecule: messenger RNA, 2392 nt
Organism: Diospyros lotus (date-plum)
Lineage: Eukaryota; Viridiplantae; Streptophyta; Magnoliopsida; Ericales; Ebenaceae
Product: SNF1-related protein kinase catalytic subunit alpha KIN10
Exons: 14
Coding region: 834-2357 (507 amino acids)
Biological process (GO): protein phosphorylation; intracellular signal transduction
Cellular component (GO): cytoplasm
Molecular function (GO): ATP binding; protein serine/threonine kinase activity
Source: RefSeq, a predicted model, not a curated record
UGGCAAUUGGCAGGGAUUGGAUUUUAAGACAAACAAAAUUAAUAAAAAUCUCUUACCUUUUUUUUUUUUUUUACGUUUAUCCUUGAAUUUGGAAAUCUUAAUGAAUGGCCGCUGGCUCUGCUGAGAAGAGGAAAAGCAUGGCGAAGAGAAGGAUUUGCGCGCGCUCCCACCCAGUAAUUCCAUGGAUAUCACGGUUGAAGGCCAGUGAAUCUAAAGGCAUCGAGAAAAGGUAAAUUUGGAUAGGGGACCUUGUUUUCUCCUGUUGUGUUCUCCGCUUCCUCACCUGCCAUCCUCGGUGAGUCCAUCUCCAUUCCUGCCGGACUGUUAUGGUAAUUGAGAAGAAGACCAAUAGAGGCUCCUGUGAGAAGAAUGGAUGGAGUGGAAUAAAUAUCUAACAAAAGAGGUAAACAAAGGCCAAGAAAAACUUGUGGGAGACACUUAAUAAUGUAUACGUUGGAGGGGCUUUAUAAAAGAUAAAGCCGCAAAAAUGGUUGGUGAACUAGAAUUUAUGUAGCUAAUCUCACAUAGUGGGAGAAAGACUUGAUAUUUUGUUAGUUAAGCCCUUGUAAAAUUGGGCUGUUUACAAUUUCUUUUAAUUGAAAUGGGCCAAAGCCUACUUAAAAAGGCUCAAGGGCUAGCCCAAUCAAGGUCGGCCCAUGCGCGAAGCUUGAGACACAUGGGACCCAACCGGGCGAACCACAUGGCAUGACCAAGAUUUAAGCGCAGCAGCACGAGGUGAGUUCGUGUACAGGUUUGGUGCUUUGGUGGUGUUUGAGGCAUUCGGUGGUGUUUUUCCAUCCUCUCAACUUCAAUCUGACAUAGCCUUGCGAUAUAUGAUGGAUGGAUCAGCUGGUCAAGGAAGCAGUAGUGCUGAUGUGUUUUUACGGAACUAUAAGUUUGGGAAAACUCUUGGCAUUGGCUCAUUUGGUAAGGUGAAAAUUGCAGAACAUGCUCUGACUGGCCAUAAAGUUGCUAUCAAGAUCCUGAACCGUCGCAAGAUAAAAAACAUGGGCAUGGAAGAAAAAGUUAGAAGAGAAAUCAAAAUAUUGAGAUUGUUUAUGCACCCUCACAUUAUUCGACUUUAUGAGGUUAUAGAGACACCCACAGAUAUUUAUGUUGUAAUGGAGUAUGUAAAAUCUGGUGAGCUAUUUGAUUACAUUGUGGAAAGGGGAAGGUUGCAGGAGGAUGAAGCUCGUAAGUUCUUUCAGCAGAUCAUUUCUGGUGUAGAAUACUGCCACAGAAAUAUGGUGGUUCACCGAGAUCUUAAGCCGGAGAACCUGCUUUUGGAUUCCAACUGCAAUGUGAAGAUUGCUGAUUUUGGUUUGAGCAAUAUCAUGUGGGAUGGUCAUUUUCUGAAGACAAGUUGUGGAAGUCCAAACUACGCUGCCCCAGAGGUUAUAUCCGGCAAAUUGUAUGCUGGACCAGAGGUAGAUGUGUGGAGCUGUGGCGUUAUCUUGUAUGCCCUUCUCUGUGGUACCCUUCCUUUUGAUGAUGAAAAUAUUCCAUACCUUUUUAAGAAAAUAAAGGGUGGAAUAUAUACUCUUCCCAGUCAUUUAUCAGUGGGUGCAAGAGACUUGAUCCCAAGGAUGCUUGUGACUGACCCUGUGAAGCGAAUGACAAUCCCUCAGAUACGUUACCACCCCUGGUUUCAAGCUCAUCUUCCACGCUAUUUAGCUGUCCCCCCACCCAAUACAAUACAACAAGCAAAAAAGAUUGAUGAGGAGAUCCUUCAAAAAGUUGUUAAUAUGGGAUUUGACAGGAACAGCCUUGUGGACUCUCUUAGCAAUCGAGUACAAAAUGAGGGUACUGUUGCCUACUAUUUGCUAUUCGACAAUCGAUUCUGUGUUUCCAGUGGCUAUCUUGGUGCUGAACUCCAGGAAUCUCUGGAAUAUGUUUUCAACGGUAUGAAUCCAAAUGUUACUGCCACUCCAGCUGUUGGACAACGAAUUCAAGGAUACAUGGAUUUUCAAGGAAUGGAUCCAGGAUCCCACCUCCCUAUUGAGAGGAAAUGGGCUCUUGGUCUUCAGACUCAAGCUCAGCCCCGUGAGAUAAUGAUAGCGGUUCUCAAAGCUUUGAAAGAACUAAAUGUGUACUGGAAGAAGAUUGGGCACUACAGCAUGAAAUGCAUGUGGAUUCCUGGUCAUCAUGGAAACACGAUGAGUUCUAUGCAAAGUGAUGAAUCCACCAUCAUAGCUAACGAUGGUGUUAAUAGGCUGCCGAAUGUAGUCAAGUUUGAACUGCAGCUGUACAAAACUCUUGACGCGAAAUAUCUUCUUGAUAUACAGAGGGUCCAGGGCCCACAGCUUCUGUUCCUGGAUCUCUGCUCUGCUUUUCUUGCUCGGCUCGAGCUUCUCUAGAAGCGGCAGCCUUGUGUUGGCAGUGAAUCUUAUGC